GAAGAAGAAGAAGAAGACGACGACGAAGAAGAAGAAGAAGAGCUGUUAUUAAAGUUACUGUAAUUUGCCAGAAUCCAGACGGAGCUCAGUGUCUCCUGAUGAUGAAAAGGUCACACGGUGACUAACACACGUUCACUGACGUCACUGCUUUCGGUUUGUGCUGUGUCACGUGAUAUCCCUCUUUCACUCCACUUCUACUGGAAUGGCUAGGAAUGAAGAAAAACAGCUUGGAAAAUUAAAUCGAUUAUGGCUUCAGAAAGAAAGAGAGGAAGGUCGCAUUAAAGAUGUGCACACGUCAAGACCAAAACUUGCGACAUUAAAUUCUGUUGCAGCUGUGAAGAAGUGGAUACCAAGCAUCAAGAAUGAGAUUGAAUAUUACCUGCAGCAGUCCCAGUUGUCCCACUACCCAGAGAGGAAGAUAGCAGAGUUCCAGCAGCAAAUUGAGCGACUGGAAAAAGAGUACAAGGCUUAUCUUAACAAAAUGCACUUUUUAGACCCCAGCUGUAAACACCGGCCUUGGAGCCCCAGAGCGUACACCAAGAGGAGGCCAGACUCUAAAGGCGAUCAGUGCAUUGCCAAGAGACUAUGUGCCCCUGCUCCUGGUGUUCAAGCCAAUUAUCAAGAAAGUUCUGCAACAGCUACCGCAAAUAAGCAGGAUGUAUGUAACUCAUCACAACCGCAUCCUACACACCCCUCUGAUCUUCCAGACCAGGAUCUUCCACUCUCCUUUGACCACUCCAGGCUGGCGAUAGCAGUAGCUGGGUCUCGGGGGGCUUCCACAGCGCAGCAGAAUGAAACACACACCCUGGCACAUGUCCUGCGUAACAGCCUCCCCAACCUGCACAGCUCAACUUUAGCCCAAGUUCCAGGACCACCAGAGAGACAGGGGACAAAACCUUCCCCCUGCACUGAACAAAAUGAGGGUAAGACAGAACAUGUGUUGGGACUGGGCUGCUACUCAUCUUCCUCAGAUGAAGAUAAUUGAAGUUUUAAACAUAUCUGUGAUCUCACUGGUUUGUUCAUAUGGACAUUUGUAAAUAUUGUUGUUUGCUUUUUCCAUUUUGUGCUUUCUAAAAAAAAAAUAUUGUAUGUAGCUGUAAUAAAUAGAUUUCUAAUAAAUGACUUUACA
Molecule: messenger RNA, 1129 nt
Organism: Pangasianodon hypophthalmus (striped catfish)
Lineage: Eukaryota; Metazoa; Chordata; Actinopteri; Siluriformes; Pangasiidae
Exons: 5
Coding region: 203-985 (260 amino acids)
Biological process (GO): generation of catalytic spliceosome for second transesterification step
Source: RefSeq, a predicted model, not a curated record